Xiphias gladius (swordfish) is the source of this 2470-nucleotide messenger RNA. It is a transcript of the gene lancl1, whose product is annotated as LanC antibiotic synthetase component C-like 1 (bacterial). NCBI's taxonomy places the organism in Eukaryota, Metazoa, Chordata, Actinopteri, Istiophoriformes, Xiphiidae. Gene Ontology annotation, biological process: carbohydrate metabolic process; peptide modification. The transcript is spliced from 11 exons. Gene Ontology annotation, cellular component: plasma membrane. The coding region runs from base 414 to 1679 and encodes 421 amino acids. The record is from RefSeq and is a predicted model, not a curated record.
AGUACUACUACCACUAUUUUAUUUGUACCAUGUACGUAACUUUCUGCUUGGGUUGCCUGGCAGAUAUUUUUCAGAUAUACGUGGGGAUUUGAGCCCUUUCUCCACCGCAUCUGGCCACAUCAUUGCUUGAGGAGAAAGAAAAAAGGAAAUCAAACUGAAAGUCAAGCACAGGGCAGUUUGAUUAAUUCAAAAACUUGGUGUUUUAAAGCAAAACCCAGUAACUUUAGAGAUUAUAAGACUGGAGAAGAGCUCCUCUAAGUUAGGAAACAGUUUUGAGGUCUUGAUCCGAACCCUUUUUCUGACUAAAGUUGUGGAAAAACGCAGAUCUGGUGCAUGGCGGCGAGAAGAAAAACAGGCACGCAGACAGCUCUGACAAGCAAUUACACCGCAGCUUGUUGGGGAGGCAGGUUGGGAUGAGCUCAGGUCGGCUGCUAGAGCAGAAGACCGAAUACUCAGGAGACGGAGAGGAAAAUGGCCGGAGGGAGAACACUGAUAUACAGCAGUGCAGCCGUAACAAGGCUGUGAAAAUGGACACAAGAGCCCUGAGGAAUCCAUAUCCCGACUAUGAUGGGAGCCCUGCGUCCACACAGGCGCUGUUUGACUCCCAGGGAAAGCUCACACCGGAGUUUGCCCAGAGGCUGAGCAGCAAGGUCAGCGAGCUUUUAGCCGUCAUGGAAAAUGGGCUGAAGUCCGCAGACCCGAGAGACUGCACUGGUUACACUGGCUGGGCAGGCAUUGCUCUGCUCUACCUGCACCUCCACAAUGUUUUCAGGGAAGAAUACUUCCUUCAGAGAGCUCUGGAGUAUGUCAGCCGCAGCCUGAGGUGUCUGACUCGACGCCAUGAUGUCACCUUCCUGUGUGGGGAUGCGGGGCCGUUGGCUGUGGCUGCUGUGGUCUACCAUCGCCUGCAGAGGGGGCAAGAGACCGACGAGUGCAUCAACAGGCUGCUGCAGUAUCACCAGACUGUGGUGAAGGGAUCGGGCGGGCUGCCAGAUGAGCUGCUCUAUGGGCGCGUGGGCUACCUCUACUCCCUCGUCUUUAUCAACCAGCAGCUUGGGCAGGACAGGAUCCCACUGCAGUACAUCCAACAGAUCAGCGAGGCCGUGCUGGCAUCAGGCGAGCACCUCAGCAGGAAGUACAGGGUCCAGAACCAGAGCCCUUUAAUGUACGAGUGGUACCAGGAGCAUUAUGUUGGCGCCGCCCAUGGACUGGCUGGCAUCUACUACUUCCUCAUGCAGCCAGGCUUCGUCUCGGUCGAGGAGUACGUACACAGGCUGGUGAAGCCCAGCGUCGACCACGUCUGCCGUCUCAAGACCCCCUCAGGAAACUACCCUCCCUGUAUCGGGGACGACCGAGACCUGCUGGUUCACUGGUGCCACGGAUCCCCGGGGGUGGUCUACAUGCUCCUGCAGGCAUACAGGGUAAAGACUGAGUUAAUACUGGGUCGGUGCGAGUCGGCGUCAAAGCGGGCCGAGCGAGGCGGUAACUCGCGCUCUCUGGAUGCACUCCAGGUGGCGCGGGUCCCACGUUUUGCAGACUGGUGCAUGAACUACGGCAAACACGGAUGCCGCACGCCAGACACUCCCUUCUCACUUUUUGAAGGCAUGGCAGGCACCAUCUAUUUCCUGGCCGACCUUCUGCAGCCAAUGAAAGCAAGGUUCCCGGCCUUUGAGGUGUAAGCGUUUCUCCACAGUUAGUCCCGAUAUGACAAGAAGAAGAUCCACACUCGUGCUCUCUGUCACACUCACGCAUGGAAACACUGCAUUCAGUCACGCAGCAACUUGACGGCUGACUUCGACUCCCGCUUCAGCCAUUGUGCCAUGUUUUUCCUGCUCUUCUCUACUGGUGGCUUGACAUGCUGUUAAACAGGAUAAAUCCUAUGCUCGUAUUUCAAUUAUAUCAGAGAUGUGAAAGUUGGUAGCUUCUCUAGCUGUUUUUGGUUUCUUUAUGUGUAUAACUCCUGUUUUAUUAUCUCUUGCCGUCGCUCAUAUUCUGACGUUCUUUAGGGUUUCAGCGAAGGGAAGGAAACAAUUUUGAAUUUAAAUUUAAAUUGUGGGAUAAGUAAAUGGUGUUUUGUUAGCACUUUAAAACUGUACAUUAAUGUUAUUCUAUGAGCUUGUUAUGUUAAAAAGGAAUUGGAUGCUUUAGUUUGCCGUCCUGUUUUCUUUUUCAGACAAACAUCAACAGCAAAGCUAGUUACAAUGCACUAAGGGCUUUAACCCCCCCAGCUCUGAGUUCACGCUGUCGCCUGUCCUCGGCACUGUCUGGGCAAUAAACCAUGUGUCUUUUUUACGGCUGUCGCUCUGUAGUGAAUUUCAGUACCGGGGUGUAAAUAUGCAGCAGCAAAGAGAAGCCACAGGGGAGCAGCAGAGAGCUGACAACAUGUAAAUAAAUAUCUGACACCUGACCACCUGGCAAAGGAAGCACGUUCAUAGGCAGUACAUGACACUCACCUUGAAAUGUUGUUACU